AUGCUGCUCGUCCCCCUCAAAGUCUACUGUCGGAAACGACACGGGGGAUGGCGCAAUGUUCAGAUGGACGACUACAUGUCCAUGGUCGCACUGGCCGUGGCGAACGGUUUCUUCUAUGUGUGCAUAAUAGGCAUGCGAGAGUCACUGGGACUACACAUCAAUGAGAUCACGAACCCGUUACAAAUCAUCGCUUUCUUACGGAAUAUCUACAUCGGCCAAAUCCUGUAUACGCUCAGCAUUACGAGUAUCAAGCUAUCAGUCUUGGCUUUCUACUGGCGGCUCUUCGAGAUCAAGUCCCGCAUUACCAUUUACGUGGUCACCGCUGCGUCCAUCGCAUGGUGUAUCGCUAUUAUGCUCUGCGUAAUCUUCAACUGCCUCCCCGUGCGCGCCGCCUGGGACAUAACCAUCACGCAAAAGACCUGCAUCGAAACACGCGACAUCUACCUCGGCGGCUCCGUCCCCAACGUAAUCCUCGACUUCUUCAUCGUCAUCAUGCCCAUCCCGCACGUCUGGCGUCUGCACGCGCCCCUCGCCCAACGCAUAGUAUUAGCCGGCAUGUUCGCGCUCGGCACCUUCAUCGCCGUCGUCUCGCUCGUGCGCCUGAUCAUCUUCCUGCAAAUCCCCAUCUCAGCCCAGGGCGACGUAACCUACAACUUCCGCGAGAUCAUCGUGUGGUCAAUUGUUGAGAUCAACAUUGGUCUCACGUGUGCUUGUUUGCCUAGCUUGAAACCGGCUUUCCGUUGGAUCGGCCUCGAUAAAUUGUUCUCUUUUGCUUCUUCGCGGCCGAGCGAUAUGAAGAGUCCGGGUCCGAGCUCGAAUGGCGGACUGGAUGGGUAUAUGCAUGACUCGAAGAACUCGGGAGGGAGGCCGAGGAAGAAGGGUGCUACUGGCGGACUGUUUUCGACGCUCGCGGGUAUGAGUCGGUUGGAAGAUGAGGAGGAGUUUAAGUUCGUUGGGGAGGAUACACAGGGGAAGCAUAAUGUGGAGAUUGAGAUGGGGAGGGUUAGCGAUGAUAGUGCGCAGAGGACUGCGACGGGAGGGAUUAGUGUGCAGAAGAACUGGAGUGUGCUGGUUGAUGAGAGGAGGGUGGGUCAGCACCGGUAG
Molecule: messenger RNA, 1104 nt
Organism: Alternaria ventricosa
Lineage: Eukaryota; Fungi; Ascomycota; Dothideomycetes; Pleosporales; Pleosporaceae
Exons: 3
Coding region: 1-1104 (367 amino acids)
Source: RefSeq, a predicted model, not a curated record